Ornithodoros turicata is the source of this 1548-nucleotide messenger RNA. RefSeq lists its product as uncharacterized. Lineage: Eukaryota; Metazoa; Arthropoda; Arachnida; Ixodida; Argasidae. The coding region runs from base 1 to 1548 and encodes 515 amino acids. The transcript has a single exon. Gene Ontology annotation, molecular function: nucleic acid binding; RNA-DNA hybrid ribonuclease activity. The record is from RefSeq and is a predicted model, not a curated record. Gene Ontology annotation, biological process: DNA replication, removal of RNA primer.
AUGCUGCUUGGUUCCACGGCAAACUGGUGUACGCUGCCCGAACCAAUCCUGAUGGAAAACACGCCACUUGAACAGGUACGUGUCCACCGUUUUCUCGGAAUAACUUUGGAUUCCAGUUCCUCCUGGCCUCCACUCGUCAAGGACCUCCAGACCAGAUGCAAGACAACCCUGAACGUGACCAAGCGACUCAGCGGACGGCACUCCGGCUGCCCCCAGAUGACCCUCCUGACCAUCCACAACGCCACCACAGCCGCACGGAUGCUCUUCGGACUCUCCUACGCCAAGCCCAGCAGAUCAGCGCUGGAAUCCCUGGAACUGCUCCACCGUCGCGGACUGAAGCUGGCUCUCGGACUCCCACCUGGGGCGCGGAACGUCGCCGUCUACGCCGAGGCUGCCGCUCUCCCUCUUCAACUACGAGCCACCCAACACCUGCUGAACCAGCUCACCAGACUGAACAGGACAACAACCGGAAGGGCGCUACUGCAGCGUCUAAGGGACCGACAACGGAGCCGUUUUUCAUGUACACUUUUCACGCAGGACCAGCUGUUCCGGCCCAUCCCAUCAGUCCCCAGUCCAGACGCUCCAUGGAUGCUCCUCGGGACCGCCAUCCAGACAACACUGCCAGGCCUGCCACGGAAAAAGGACGUUCCGGAUGCGGUGGCACAGUUCCUGGCCGCCGAGCGCCUUCAAGAGAGCUACCAGGACUACCUGCACGUGUACACGGACGCCUCAGUCGACCCUGGACGACGCGCCUGCGCCCUGGCCUGCCACAUCCCAGCAACACAGUUCUCCUGGGCCGAAGGAUUGUCCGGACUCCUUUACUCCACGGAUGCAGAACUCCUGGCGAUCACGGAAGCCCUGGACAUCAUCGCCAAGACGAGCGCCACCAAAGCGGUUAUCCUCACGGACUCCCGCGGGGCUCUGUCGAGGCUAAACAACCGUUACGAACACUGCCCUCUCUCUUUCAGAGCACACCAGAAGCUGCAACUCCUCCUGGCAUCCGGUCAUCGCAUCGCGCUGCAGUGGAUCCCAUCCCACAAAGGCAUCCCCGGCAACGAGAUGGCGGACUCCCUGAGCAAGCAGGCAACCACCAAGACCCUGGUCCGCCAGGCACCAUCUACCACCAGCCAGGCCAAGAAGAGCAUCGCCCUCCACGUGCGCAGCUUCCACCCGGACAAGCACACGGCGGAUGGGACAGCACCCCCACCCUGCAUCACGGCCUGCCUAACCAGGGACGAGGCAUCGCUGCUGCUCAGGCUCCGUGCGUCGUGCGCCUUCACCCGGGCGUACGGCUUCACGAUCGGCCAGGUCGACGACCCACGCUACGGAACCUGCGGUGUCCAGGAGAGUGUUGCACACCUAAUCACUCGCUGCAGAGAUACUGCUUCUCAGAGAGAUCUUCUUUUCCAGAACCUGUCCAGCGCCGGCAUCUCCGACCACAGCCUGGUUAACCUGGUCUACCCCAUGGGCCCACGACACCAUCGCCGACGCAUCCAGAGGGAGCUGCUGCAGUUCCUGAGCUCUACCGGCCUGGACACCCGCCUGUAG